Messenger RNA from Pseudo-nitzschia multistriata, 2013 nucleotides. Lineage: Eukaryota; Bacillariophyta; Bacillariophyceae; Bacillariales; Bacillariaceae. The record is from the annotation of a GenBank genome assembly.
UGUUGCCAUCACGCAUCACAGAAUUUCAUCGACCGAUUGAUGAUGCGUCUGUACGUCCAGAAAUCGAGUGCUCUCCUGCUUUUAAGUGCCAUAACAAUGGCUGGAUCGACUGAAAAUGCAGAGGCGUUUUCCUCUUCUAAUGACGCCGGAAAUAUUCCUCAGCUCAUGCCACCUGAUCCAGAUUCUGAUCUUCCGUCCAUCCGGCUAGGGGAAACGAUUCGAUUUGAAGAAUAUGGCCCCAUAAUUCUCAACACAGAUGGUACAACCCGUCGCAUCGCAAACUGGGAUACUUUAACUGGUAGGUUCAUGUGGAUUGUGUCGGUAUGAUGCGAAAGAAAUGACCGGACGUUCUCAAUAUUUGGCUCAAAAUUAUCUGUUCUAAAUGAAUUUUUUGCCAAACGCAGAUCAUGAAAAGGAGGUUUCUUGGCGACGCAUCAGCAAACGAAAUGAAGAGAGGCGAGCUGUUCUUCUCGCGCAGCAGCAAGAAAAAGAAGCGCAAAAAGCCAACGAAGAAAAAGACUCGAAAGAGUUGUAAUCGAAGUAAUAAUAAUCGAUGAAAUUAGAGUUCUACCGCUGCUACGAUAUAGUGUGCUCCUCCGACAGCGAGUGCUAUUUCCGAGUUAUGGAUAUCCGGUGGCGUGCAAGUUAUGCGUUGGCUCAAUUUUAGGGCAAAUGCGUCAUCCUGGUUACCCGUUCCUAGAUUUCCGUGUUCGUUCCACCCACAACCCCAGAGUUGACCUGGCGAAAAAACAAAAAGAAUGAGUGAAAAAAUAGCCCAAACGAAAGCGAAAGAACUGUAUGCUUUGCGAGGACCGAAUUACGGCACUUACCUUCCUCAUCAAUAACCAUUGUCGAUUCGGAUCCGCAAUGAAUUCGUUUUAUUUCUUUUCCGGAAAAGAUUUCGAUGGGACUAUCAACUUGUAAAUUUGAUCCGUUCCCGAGUUGCCCUGUAUCACAAAGGAAGCGAGAAGGCACUGUGAGCACAAACUACGCAAUCACUGAAUUACUAAGUCCGUCGCAUUAUAAGAACUAUGGGUUCGUUGAAUUUCAUCUCAUCUCACCUUUGUCGUUGCGUCCGAACCCAAAAAAUUUGCUUCCUUCUGCACCUUCGACAUGUAGUAUUGUAUGUGACCAGCCACAGUGAACGUGAACUUUAUCGUCUUUUCGAAUUUUGCCUUCCAUAUCUACCACCGAAGGACCACAACCCUUCUUCUGAUCCGUCUUGCGACCCAGUUGGCCGUAUUUGUUCUCUCCGAAGGUCCAGACCCUAUUGAGCGAAUCUACUGCCACCGUGUGUCUUCGCCCGCACGAUACGUCGACAAUUCUAUCGGCAUCAAUGGGUUUCCAUCGACAAUGAGUGUGCAUCGAGUUGGAUAAUGAUUCUGCUGUGGCCCCGUCUUGUUUGGGGAGAUUGCAUUGGCCAAAUCGGUCGCAACCAAACGUGAUUAAUUCUCCGCAUUUUGUGACCAGUGCGGAAUGGAAGAGUCCGGCUUUGACGAUAUCUACAUCCUCGUCUUUCAAAAAUUCUGGUGUGAUUGGAUGUGUCGCAAUCUCGGAGAGCGGGACGUUUUGGCGGCCAGUAACCUGGCCUCUCUCGUCGUUGCCGAAUGCGUAGACCCGGCCAGUUUGUCUUUCCACCACGAGUGUGUGCGAAAAGCCCAGGGCAGCACUCUCCACGACAAUGUCUGGCAACGGUUCGACAAAUGGAAGUGGCAGAUCGGGUGGAUGCUCUUCGAUUCCGGUGCGUUCUGCUCCGCAUUGCAAGUCUUUGUUCCAACCCCACAAGAACAAUCUGCCGUUCUUUGUGAGCAAUGCAGAAUGACCCCCACCAGCAAAAAUUGAUUUCGGCGCGGACCCAGAAGAAUCGUUUGUCAAUAAGGGAGUAGGCAGAACAAUUUCUGUUCGAUGGUGCGCGUCCUCGGCAGCUAUCAGAGAGGGAAUUCCGGGUCUGUUGAGCAUGAGUUGGUUGUGCUGAUUUGACCCACCACCCGUCAAAAAAUACAACUGGUAACC